Messenger RNA from Gadus macrocephalus (Pacific cod), 2166 nucleotides. RefSeq names its product proteasome activator complex subunit 3-like. NCBI's taxonomy places the organism in Eukaryota, Metazoa, Chordata, Actinopteri, Gadiformes, Gadidae. The coding region runs from base 160 to 942 and encodes 260 amino acids. Gene Ontology annotation, cellular component: cytoplasm; nucleoplasm; proteasome activator complex. The record is from RefSeq and is a predicted model, not a curated record. The transcript is spliced from 10 exons. Gene Ontology annotation, molecular function: endopeptidase activator activity. Gene Ontology annotation, biological process: regulation of proteasomal protein catabolic process; regulation of G1/S transition of mitotic cell cycle; positive regulation of endopeptidase activity.
CCACGUGGUGUCGCUUUCCGUGUACGUCACGUCAUAACUUUGGAAGCGGCGUCUCGCUUGAAAGCGGUGUGUGUGGUUCCAACAAAAGUAUCCGCGGUCAGGAUCUCACAUACUGCGUUGUGUUUAUCGUGUUGUUGACUUUUUCUCUAGUCGUACGCGAUGUCGUCCUCACUCAAGGUAGACAACGAGCUCAAGUCGAAGGUGGAUGCAUUUCGAGAACAGAUCACAAGCGAGGCAGAGCACCUCGUCGCUAGCUUCUUCCCGUUGAAGCUUCUCGAACUUGACAGUUUUUUAAAGGAGCCCAUACUGAACGUUGAGGACCUGAAGGAGAUCCACUCUGAGAUCGUCGUCAGGGUGCCAGAUCCCAUCCUCUUCACAAACAGUAACCACGGCCUCGACCCGCAAAAUGCCAAGAAGAGGAAAUUGGAGGACGGAGCUGAUGAGAACUGUCGGGACGGCAAAGGAGAGGCCAAGGUGCUGGUGGUGGCGCCGGAGAACAUGAUGCGCUGCAACCGGCGGCUGGUGGAUCUGAUCGAGCGCGUCAAGCCUGAGAUCCGGACGCUCAUUGAGAAAUGCAACACGGUGAAGAUGUGGGUCCAGCUUCUCAUCCCCAGAAUAGAAGAUGGAAAUAACUUUGGAGUCUCCAUACAGGAGGAAACGGUAGCAGAGCUGAGGACGGUGGAGGGGGAGGCGGCUUCCUACCUCGACCAGAUCUCCAGAUAUUAUAUCACCAGGGCCAAGCUGGUCUCCAAGGUCGCCAAGUAUCCCCACGUGGAGGAUUACCGCAUCACAGUGUCGGAGAUCGACGAGAAGGAGUACAUCAGCCUGCGUCUCAUCGUGUCCGAGCUCCGGAAUCAAUACGUGACCCUGCAUGACAUGAUCCUGAAGAACUUUGAGAAGAUCAAGAAACCCAGGAACAGCAACGCCGAAUCUCUUUAUUGAUGACCUCUGUUACCCCCCCCCCCCCCCCCCCCCACCCCCCCCACACACUCACACACACACACACGGCGUCAAACACUCACACACUCAGGUCUUGCUGUCGGGAGAGUGAGCAUGUGCAGGGCAUGCUUCAUUGACUGCUGCAGCUCAAUUUGGAAGGUUUCAUAAACACAGUAGGAACACGGGCACUCACCCACGAUUCACCUCAUUCCCCCCCUCCCGCCACCCCUCUGUGCGCACCCCCCCCCCGGCCACACAUUAUGUGUAUUAGUUUAAUUUGCUAACCCGCUGCCCUCUUUGGGCCUCUGGAUUCAUUGGUAUUUCCUGUCUGCUUGCGCUCUCAAAACAAGGUGCAUCCACCAGCGGUCUGUUUUCAAGUGGCCAUCCAUUAUUCCCCUUACUCGGCUCCAACUCCCACUCAACUCCCACACGCGCACACGCACACGCACACACACAGUCUUUGCUAUACAACGUAUAGCGAAACGAAAUGCAGCAAAUGGUUGCCUUUGUGUAGCUUUCUUCUUUUCGUUCCUCUUUUUAGCCGGUGCCUCGGAGAUGCAUCAGGGGUUAACGUGGGGUACCGGCAGUUUGGCGUCCCGGAGCUUUGCUGUGACGCGAUUGCUCGCCGGUGUGUCAUGUGAACCGUUGUCUCUGUGUAUCUCACGCAGCCAACUCCCCUCUCUCUCCCCCCUUUCACUCCCUCUCUUGCUCUCCGUCUCACACUCUCUCCCCUUCCUUCCCCCCCGCUCUCCAGCAGGCCUGGUUCGGGAGAAGGCCAAACACAUUACUAACUGAGCUAGGGGCGGGGGGGGGGGGGAAUGAUAGACAGUACUGAAAACGGCCCUUUUUUUCCCCUCAUGGGAAAUUCCCUCAUUUUAAUCAGUAAAGCAGAUUUCUGUGGAUUUCCGGUACUUUUUAGUUUUUGUAGGCUUUUCAGUGUAUUCCGAGGCAUGUGUGUGUGUGUGUAGUGUUCCCGCUUCCCCACGGACGCGUGAGGUCGAGGGUGAGCUGUGGACAGUGUGUAGCGUCUGAACGCUUUGUGUGCGAUCUGUUCCGCCGUUCGACGCGAGUGCGGUCGCGCCAAGUGUGCUGACCAGAGUGUCUCAUUGUGUUUUUUUUUUUUUUUCAUUAUUUGUAUUAUUUCAGUUGAGAAACGUAAUGUUGCCAUCGGUAGAGUGCACCUUUUGUGGCGUGCUUCUUUUAAAUAAACUCAAAUCAAAUCCCGUC